AUGAUGGCCGCAAAAGUAAUGCCUGAGACUGAAGAGCAGAGUAGAAUAAGGUUUCAAGUGGAACUUGAGUUUGUCCAGUGUUUGGCAAAUCCAAAUUACAUACAUUUUUUAGCGCAAAGAGGAUAUCUUAAAGAACAGACAUUUGUUAAUUACUUGCGAUACCUUCAGUACUGGCGUGAACCUGAAUAUGCACGCUACCUUAAAUAUCCAAUGUGCCUUCAUUUCCUUGAAUUGCUACAACAUGAAGCCUUUAGAAGGGAAUGUGUGUCAGCUCAGGUUUGCAAAUUCAUGGACGAUCAAGCGAUUUUGCUUUGGCAACAUUAUACGAGGCGGCGAACACGAACUUUGCAACCGCCCGACACUCCAGCGCCUCCCGCACCGCCAGCUGCUCAACAGGGACCUCCGCGACAACAGUCGUGA
Molecule: messenger RNA, 420 nt
Organism: Parnassius apollo (apollo)
Lineage: Eukaryota; Metazoa; Arthropoda; Insecta; Lepidoptera; Papilionidae
Source: the annotation of a GenBank genome assembly